Messenger RNA from Malaclemys terrapin pileata, 6900 nucleotides. RefSeq names its product endosome-lysosome associated apoptosis and autophagy regulator family member 2 (gene ELAPOR2). Bases 444 to 3548 code for a protein of 1034 amino acids. Gene Ontology annotation, biological process: positive regulation of BMP signaling pathway. The record is from RefSeq and is a predicted model, not a curated record. The transcript has 23 exons. Lineage: Eukaryota; Metazoa; Chordata; Testudines; Emydidae.
CGGGGAGGGAGCAGCCGGGGCGCAGGCUGGGUGGGAGCCGCUUCCAUCCGCGCGGACUGCCUGGAGAGCCGGCUGCAAGCCAGGGCGCUACGGCCGGCGAGCGGCGGGGGCAGCCGGGCAGGGACGCGACGAGCCCGAGCGUGGACACUCUCCUGCCCUGGGUGUCGUCUAGCGGGAGCCCCAGGGAGCCCGGCAGCUUCCAGCCCUUGCGGUGCGGAGAGCGAGACGCCCACUGCGCCCGGCGAGCAAAGAGCCGGGCGGGCUCUGAGCCGCUGCCAUCAGCUGGCAGCGUAGGCAGAGGGGCUGGAAACCCGUUGCCAUCAGCAGACAGCAGGGGCGGGGAGCGGGGAGCCCACGGCCAUCGGUGUGCGCCGGCCGGCCGGCGAGCAAGUUGGGGUGCAGAGGAGGAGGGGCGUCCUGCCCGCUCCAGGGAAGAGUCCGGCAUGCAGAAGAUGCCGUGCAUGGCAGCGAAGAAGAGGUGGUUUUGUGGUCCCGGCUGCUCGGGGUUUCCCUGGCGCUCUUGCUUCCCCUCUUGGAUUUGCUGCUGGGCUCUAAUCUGCUGUCAAACGGCGCGGACGGGGGAUGCUGCUGAGACUUCCUCCGGCGUGCAGCUGCCUCAGUGUCAGGAGACAGAUUACCACUAUGAAUACACAGAAUGCGAUAGCAGUGGAUCCAGGUGGAGGGUGGCUGUCCCAAAUCAGUCGGCGGCGUGCUCUGGAUUACCCGACCCUGUGAAAGGAAAAGAAUGCACUUUUUCAUGUGCUUCUGGUGAAUACCUAGAAAUGAAGAAUCAAAUGUGCAGUAAAUGUGCCGCGGGGACAUAUUCCUUGGGCAGCGGGAUCAAGUUUGAUGAAUGGGAUGACCUGCCAGCAGGAUUCUCCAAUGUGGCAACUUUCAUGGACACGGCUGUCGAAUCAGCUGAGAAUAAAGCAGAUAGCUGUGACAACUCUUCGUGGACUCCUCGUGGGAAUUACAUAGAGUCCAACAGAGAUGACUGCACUGUUUCUCUAAUCUAUGCUGUACAUCUGAAGAAAUCUGGUUUUGUCUUCUUUGAAUACCAGUAUAUUGACAAUAACAUCUUCUUUGAGUUUUUUAUUCAAAAUGAUCAGUGCAAAGAGAUGGAUUCCACGGCCGACAAAUGGGUGAAAUUAACAGACCACGGCGAAUGGGGCUCUCAUUCCGUAGCUUUGAAACCAGGAACUAAUAUAUUAUAUUGGAGAACAACGGGGAUUCUUAUGGGUUCUAAAGUGGUGAAACCUGUUCUGGUGAAAAACAUCACAAUUGAAGGAGUUGCAUAUACAUCUGAAUGCUUUCCAUGCAAACCUGGUACAUUCAGUGAUAAGCCAGGGUCUUCCAAUUGCCAGGUGUGUCCCAGAAAUACCUACUCAGAGAAAGGAGCUAAGGAAUGUACCAACUGUAGUGAAGAAACACAUUAUGCAGAUGAAGGCUCCAGCCAAUGUACAGCACGUCCUCCUUGUACGAACAAAGACGUUUUCCAGAUCCAUACGCUGUGUGAUAAGGAAGGAAAGACUCAGAUAAUGUACAAAUGGAUAGAGCCUAAAAUCUGCAGGGAGGAUCUUCCUGGUGCGUUGAAACUGCCUCCUUCUGGAGAGAAGAAGGAUUGUCCACCAUGCAACCCUGGGUUUUACAACAAUGGAUCAUCUUCCUGCUCUCCUUGCCCUCCGGGCAUGAUUUCGGAUGGAACAAAGGAAUGCAAGGCCUGCCCUGCUGGGACUGAACCAGCUCUCGGGCUUGAAUAUAAAUGGUGGAACGUUCUGCCAGUCAAUAUGAAGACUUCUUGUUUUAAUGUUGGCAAUUCAAAGUGUGAUGGAAUGAAUGGCUGGGAGGUGGCUGGUGAUCACAUCCAGAGUGGGGCAGGGGGCUCUGACAAUGAUUAUCUUAUCCUGAACCUGCAUAUCCCAGGAUUUAAACCUCCAACAUCGGUGACGGGAGCAACCGGGUCAGAACUAGGACGGAUUUCUUUUAUUUUUGAGACCAUCUGUUCAGCAGAUUGCGUGAUGUACUUUAUGGUGGAUAUUAAUAGAAAAAACACGAAUGUGGUGGAAUCCUGGGGCAAGACGAAGGAGAAACAAUCUUACACUCACAUUAUCUCCAAAAAUGCUUCCUUCACAUUCACAUGGGCCUUCCAGAGGACAAACCAGGGCCAAGAUAGCAGGCAAUUCAUACACGACCUGGCAAAGAUCUACUCGAUAACAGUGACCAAUGUGUUGGAUGGAGUUGCCUCGUAUUGCCGGGCCUGCGCACUGGGGUCUGAACAGUCUGGGUCAUCCUGCGUACCCUGUCCUGCUGGACACUACAUUGAGAAGGAAACCAACCAAUGCAAGGAGUGCCCAGCCAACACAUAUCUGUCCAUACAUCAGGUGUACGGCAAAGAGUCUUGUAUCCCAUGUGGGCCUGGCAGUAAAAGCAACAAGGACCAUUCCGCCUGCUUCAGCGACUGCACGCUCUCUUACCUCAGGGACAACCAGACCCUGAAUUAUGACUUUACCAACCUCAGCGGGGUGGGGUCAUUAAUGAAUGGACCCAGCUUUACAUCCAAAGGGACAAAGUUCUUUCAUUUCUUUAACAUCAGCCUGUGUGGGAAUGAGGGAAAGAAGAUGGCGAUUUGCACAGACAAUAUAACAGAUGUCACAGUAAAGGAUAUGGUAGCUGAAUCAGAAGACUCUUCAAGCUUGGUGGGAACUUUUGUAUGCCAGUCUACGAUCAUCCCAUCAGACAGUAAGGGGUUCAGAACAGCACUGGCUCUGCAGUCCAACAGCCUUGCUGAUACAUUCUUAGGAGCUACGGUUGAAACCACACUGGGAAAUAUUAACAUUGCAACAGAAAUGUUUCCAUCUUCCCAAAGGACAAUACCUGAUGUGAAUUUCUUUUUCAAGUCUUCUACACUUACAACCCCCUGUGAAAAUGGACGUGCAACUGUUGUGGUGAUGAGGUGUAAUCCCACCAAACCAGGCCAAGGCGAUAUUUCAGUCCCCAGCACAUGCCCCGUUGGCACCUGUGAUGGAUGCACCUUCUACUUCCUGUGGGAAAGUACAGAAGCCUGUCCUUUGUGCACAGAGCAUGACUACCAUGAGAUUGAGGGAGCUUGUAAAAAGGGAUUUCAGGAAACCUUAUAUGUCUGGAAUGAGCCAAAGCAAUGCAUGAAGGGGAUUGCCUUGCCUGAGAAAAGGGUCAGCACCUGUGAAACCAUGGACUUUUGGUUAAAAGUUGGAGCAGGUGUUGGUGCAUUCACGGCUGUGCUGCUCGUAGCCUUAACCUGCUACUUCUGGAAGAAAAAUCAGAAGUUGGAGUAUAAAUAUUCCAAAUUAGUGAUGACAGCUAACUCGAAAGAGUGUGAGCUUCCAGCUGCUGACAGCUGUGCUAUAAUGGAAGGAGAAGAUAAUGAAGAGGAAAUCGUAUAUUCAAAUAAACAGUCAUUGCUGGGGAAGCUCAAGUCAUUGGCAACAAAGGGUGGGAAGACCCUGAGGGAGGACCUCAUUGGGAUGACCCCAGCAAGAACCACUCCUCUAUCAAUGACCACCUGUUGAAAGAUCCAUCAGACUCUGUAAUAUCCUUGGGAAAAACAAGAUCGUUUUGAAUCUGUUCAGCUGAAAUCUUCAAGAUCACAAAAUAUAUGAGGAUUAAAUGCUACCUUCAAAGAAACAAACCUGAUUUCUAUUUUUACGGGACCAUAUUUUAAACAUAUUCCUGCAGAGUAAUGGUUGCAGUGAGAAAUGCUGAGCCAUUUAAGAAAAAAGAGGGUUGAAAUCAAAACAAAAGAUUGGAUUGCCUUAUUCUGUGGUCAAGUACCUUGCCAAAAACAAGAAGCAGACUGCUUGGAUUCCAAAUUAGGAAUGAAACGUAACUCAGGAAGAGAUAUACAGACUACAACUGACAUGAGUUUUGUAUUCACCUGUGCAUUGCUCAGGCAUGCUGUGAUUUAUUGGUACCUUUCAAUGCAUAAUCACUUCGUCCAUAUGCAUCAUAAGAACUAAUUUUCUGGGAGAUUCGAAACUUUCUGAAAAGGUUCUGUACUGUCCUUUUUGUAGCCUAACUUCAAGUCUCUCUUAAAAUCAAAAUGGAGAAUGGUACUUGAAACAGAACCAUGGAUGACUUUUGAUCCUUGGAUAAAAUAAUGCUUUUGGGGCAAAGGGCUGGAUGUCCUGCAACAGCCUUCAGUGUGGCAGGGCCAAUUUUGCACCCAUGGAUCAAACCCACUUAGAUGCCAACAUGAUGACCAUCUGGGUUGGCUUGAACAUGACACUCCUGAAUCUAAGGCUAUAGCUAUACCUACAGCUAAGGGUGUGAUUCCCAGCCUGUAUAGACAUUUUCGCAUCUGCUGUCAUCAAUCUAGCACACUAAGAAUAGUAAUGUAGCCAUGGUAGCACAGGCAGCGGCCGCACGGGCAAGCUGUGCCGAGUAUGUACCCACAGGGUUCAGGUGGAUUUGUACUCAGGGUGGCUAGCCCAUGCCACUGCUUGGCACUGCUUGUGCUACUGUGGCUACACGACUGUAUUUAGUGUGCUAUUUUGAGAGCUAGAGCAAGUCUGGCUACGCGAGCUGAGAGUCACACCUCCAGCUCCAAGUGUAGACAUACCCUAAAUGUGUGCGCUGCCACUGCCGGAGUUGAAAGAUCAGAGCCAUCCGUUUAGAAGCAGCAGCAGCAGCACUCAGAAAUCUUUUGACGUGGUUUAGACACUGGGGGGACCAAAGAUCCACAAUGUGAAUUAUGCAUUCUCCCUGCCUGGGGAAGCUUGUCCUGAGCAUCGAGGUUGACAGCAGUUCAGUACCCGGUUCGAGAUGUCAUUUGUGUGUCAACCCCCUGGGAUGAGCAUCUAUAGGGAUUGAAUCCUGGACUCUUUGGGAGCGAGGGGAACCACAAACUUCUAGUGUCUAAGCUAACCGAGCCAAUUUGCAGUUGAGAGGCAGUAUCAGACUCUUUAGCCUGUAUGUGGUCUAAAAAGGGACAAGGACCCCCCCCCCCUUUGCAGGUAUUAAUGUUGGUUACACCAUCAUGCAUCUUGGCAUACAAAUGGGUUCUACUGUCGAUGCAAGUUAUUGUACAUUUAAAUGAGGGGACAAAAAGGUGCUUUGACUAUUGAAGGAUGGCCUGAGAUCCUUUUUCAGGGCUAAAAAUCUCUGACUUAUCAAUCACAUUAAAAGUAUGUGAUCUUCCUAAUAUCGAGUCUAUGAAAAACUGUAAUUUCCUGAAAUUCCAGUGCAAAUUGAACUGAAAAUAAUCUACUAAAAUGUGGGUAUAAAAUCGUUGAUGAAAAUUAUGAAGGAAAGAGUUGCGUAAAGCUAGGAAGAAAUGAGGCUCCAAUCUUGUCCCUCUAAUCAGACCUAUAUCUGCAUCACAAUAAAAUGACUGAAUUGUGAAAUGCAUAUAAAACUUUGGAAAAGACACAGGCAAAAAUGGUGUUUUUACUAUAAAGGAUAUAUAGAUUUGGGCUUUUGUAUGACUCAGUUGCAUCAACCAGUCUGAGAAGAGUCCACUUCUAAAUUAAAUUGAAUCUAAAAUGAAAACUGAAUAUUUUAUUACACUAUGAGAUGUGAAGGAGAUUUUAUGAAGAUUAGAGCUUCUUUUUCUUGUUUAGGGAAAUUUAUUUCAAUUAUUUUAUAUAUCCAGAAACUGAGAUCUGUUCUUCUGGUUGGAGUUACGUUGGGCAUCUCAUCAGAGGUUGUGUACAUUUCUUUUUGUUCUUGAAACAGCGUUUCAUUUUCCAGAAAGAAGGGAUUUUUAUGAGGUAUUGAACCAUUUUUUGAUGUUUUUGAAUGUAUAUUAAAUACAAGUUUCUUUUUUUGUAUAUUUUGUACUGUUGCACAUUUAUUAUCUUACAUUGUAUUUGUCAUCAUCCUAUCGUUUACACGCAGUCAGCAAUGGUGACAUGCUCCCUUAGCAAAUGCCAAUUGGGACUUUGAGAUUUCAGUUCUUUGCUGAUCUUUUAUGAAGAGGAUUUUUUUUGAUGUCAUUGGAUUUUAUUCAGAUAGUGUGUUGUAGUGUCAAAGGUUUUCAGCUGGUCAGCAUUUGUACAGUGAAGUGAAAAUCUAUUUGAACUGCGAAUUUGCAAUCUUUGGAAGAACUGCAGCCUGCGCUAAAUUUGGCAGUGUUCUUCAAUGAUGGGUGGAGCCAUGGAACGUCCCACCUUGCACAGAAUUACAUCUGUCACCACUGUUUUCAUCUAUUGCUCUUAUCUGCACCCGUUUCCCAAGCCAUAGAGAUAUAAUUGGGAUUCAUUUCCAGGAACAUCUUUUCUUCUGCUGCUGCUGGAGUCAUAUUCCUGACAUGUUAAAAUGCCUUAAAUUAUAACAAACUACCUUUCAGUUUUAUUAAUACAAAGGAGGGGUUUUAUAUGUUUUGUUAUUUCCCUCCCCCCCCCAUGACUUUUUCAAAUUUAGAUAUAAAAUAGCAUUUUUUGUCAGCUCCUGCAGCCUUUGCUAUAUGACACUUCUUAUAUGAGGUUCCAAAUGAUCUGUCAUAUUAUUAUAAGAAAUUCUUCUGGGCACCGUGAAGGUACACCUGGUUGAGCACUAUGAAAAGCCGAAACCAGCUAAGCCUAUAGAAUUGAUUUAAGGCUAGCGUAAAGUAUUGUAAUGGAAUUUUCCAGACAUAAAUAAGUUUGUUCUGAUACCUUUUAGCUGAGUUUUGGCUGUUUCUCUUUUUCUUUCCCUAAAGAUAGACAAAAAGGCUGUUUUCAUGUUCCCAUAAAAGGCACAGUUUUGAAGUCUUGAAACACUUCAUUAAGCAAACUGUUGCCUGUGACAUCUAGUAUUCUGCCAAAAUGUACUCACAGCAACCAUCCCAUCAGCAACGUUAUGUACGAAUUUGUUAUUUAAGGCCAUAAACAAAUGCAAAGCGCUCUGUUAUGUGUUCAGUUGAUUAAACGGGAUACAUUUUUA